AUGCGGCGCGCACCGGGGCCGCUGGCCGCGCUGCUCCUGCUGGCGGCCGCAGCCGCGCGCGCCGGGCCCAAAGUGACGCCCGGCCUGAAGGACACGAGGACGAAGCCGCCGCCGGCCGAGGCUGCCGCCCCCCUGGCGGGGAAGGGGCCCGUGCUGGAGGCCCCGGGCAGGGCCAGGCCGGGCACCCCGAGCGCYGCCACCACGUCGGCGCCCUUGGAAAACUACACGCUGGACGCGGCCGAUUUCUUCUUUAACUGCUGCGACUGCUGCCCGCCCGUGCCGGGCCGCGCGGGGGAGCGGGGCGAGCCCGGCCUGCCAGGUCCCAAAGGAGAGAAGGGCGAUGCUGGUCUGCGAGGUCUGCCAGGAACGCCAGGACCUCAGGGUCCGAAAGGUGGUAAAGGAGAAAGAGGUGGUAAAGGGGACCAAGGCGAGCGCGGAGCCAACGGCACGCCAGGUUAUCCAGGCAAACCUGGAGUACAGGGGGAAGCUGGAGCCAAAGGCAAUAAGGGCGGCUACGGCCUCCCGGGACUGAAGGGCCAAAAGGGCAGCAAAGGGGAYGCUUGUGAGAACGGCACCAAAGGAGCCAAGGGAGAUCAGGGGGAUCCYGGCGUGCCGGGGCUGGAUGGAGACCAUGGGAACAAGGGGGAGAAGGGCGACAUCGGGGAGAAGGGGUAUUGUGGGGAGCCAGGAGGGAGAGGGGAGAAGGGCGAGAGGGGGGACGGGGGCGCGAAGGGAGAGAAAGGCAGCAAAGGAGAGACAGGGGUGGAGGGUACCCAAGGGAUGGACGGAAAACARGGAGAAAAGGGCGAGCAGGGAAGUAAGGGGGAAAAGGGGGACCUGGGGCCUGCUGGCGUGAUGGGACCCUCGGGGCCCAAAGGCAACGCUGGCAGCCGGGGGGGCCGGGGGGCUCCUGGCAGGAAGGGCUCGCGGGGGGCGAAAGGGACGCGGGGCGACCGCGCGAAGCUGCCRCGCUCGGCCUUCAGCGCCGCCCUCUCCAAGCCCUUCCCUCCGCCCAACGCCCCCGUCCGGUUCGACAAGGUCCUGUACAACGAGCAGCAGGAUUACAACCCCGGCACGGGCAAGUUCAACUGCAGCGUGCCCGGCGCCUACGUCUUCGCCUACCACCUCACGGUGCGGGGGCGGCCGGCCCGCGUGAGCCUCGUGGCCCGGAGCCGCCGCGUCGCCAGGGCCCGCGAGACCCUCCACGGGCAGGAGAUCGACCAGGCCUCCCUGCUGACGGUGCUGAGGCUGCGCGCGGGCGACCAGGUGUGGCUGGAGGUGGCGCGGGACUGGAACGGGCUCUACGCCAGCGCCGAGGACGACAGCGUCUUCACGGGCUUCCUCCUGUACCCUGAUGACGGCCCCGAGAUGCUGCUGUAG
Nothoprocta perdicaria is the source of this 1380-nucleotide messenger RNA. It is a transcript of the gene OTOL1, whose product is annotated as otolin 1. Gene Ontology annotation, molecular function: protein binding. The record is from RefSeq and is a predicted model, not a curated record. The coding region runs from base 1 to 1380 and encodes 459 amino acids. Lineage: Eukaryota; Metazoa; Chordata; Aves; Tinamiformes; Tinamidae. The transcript is spliced from 4 exons.